AUGAUGGAGGUGAACAGGACCUGCAUGGAUUGCUUGCCACCUGGUGCUGAUGGCAUAGGGGGAGAUGAAGGUGCUUCUCCUGGACUGACUACUGCUCUUGCUGUUGUCCUGAUCUUCACCAUCGUUGUGGACAUUCUAGGCAACGUACUGGUCAUUCUGUCAGUUCUGAGGAACAAGAAGCUCCAGAACGCUGGUAACAUAUUCGUGGUGAGCUUGUCCGUUGCCGAUCUGGUGGUGGCAGUCUACCCAUAUCCAGUAAUACUCAUUGCUAUAUUCCAUAAUGGAUGGACACUAGGAAAUAUCCAUUGCCAGAUCAGUGGCUUUUUAAUGGGCCUUAGUGUUAUUGGUUCAGUUUUUAACAUUACAGCCAUAGCCAUCAACAGGUACUGCUACAUUUGUCACAGCCUCAGAUAUGACAAGCUUUAUAACCAGAGGAGCACGUUCUGCUAUCUAUGCUUAACAUGGAUACUGACGGUUCUAGCAAUCGUGCCAAACUUUUUUGUUGGGUCUUUACAAUAUGAUCCACGUGUCUUCUCGUGUACUUUUGCCCAGACGGUAAGCUCUUCAUACACCAUUACAGUUGUUGUUGUACAUUUCUUAGUCCCUCUGGCCGUGGUGACAUUCUGUUAUCUGAGAAUAUGGGUUCUGGUUAUCCAAGUGAAGCAGCGGGUGCGACAAGACUCCAGGCAAAAGCUGACACCAACAGAUCUAAGGAACUUUUUGACUAUGUUUGUAGUGUUUGUUCUUUUUGCGGUUUGCUGGGGACCCUUAAAUUUCAUUGGCCUUGCAGUGGCCAUUAACCCCUUCCAAGUGGCGCCUAAGAUUCCAAAAUGGCUGUUUGUGCUAAGCUAUUUCAUGGCGUAUUUUAACAGCUGCCUCAAUGCCGUCAUUUAUGGUCUUAUGAAUCAGAACUUCCGCAAGGAGUACAAAAGAAUAUUAAUGUCUUUGUGGACUCCAAGACUGCUCUUCAUUGACACUUCAAAAGGUGGAACUGAGGGGAUUAAAAGCAAGCCAUCACCAGCUGGUACUAAUAACAAUGAAGCCGAUUUAUAUGUGUAAAAUGGGAUAAGCUGCCAUUUUGUAUGCAUUUUAAAGCAUUAAUCAAAAUUAUUUUUAUGACAUUUUUUCACUA
This is a messenger RNA of Spea bombifrons (plains spadefoot toad), 1132 nucleotides long. It is a transcript of the gene GPR50, whose product is annotated as G protein-coupled receptor 50. Gene Ontology annotation, molecular function: melatonin receptor activity. The coding region runs from base 1 to 1059 and encodes 352 amino acids. The transcript has 2 exons. Gene Ontology annotation, biological process: G protein-coupled receptor signaling pathway. The record is from RefSeq and is a predicted model, not a curated record. Lineage: Eukaryota; Metazoa; Chordata; Amphibia; Anura; Pelobatidae. Gene Ontology annotation, cellular component: membrane.